This is a messenger RNA of Fundulus heteroclitus (mummichog), 2165 nucleotides long. It is a transcript of the gene hoxa10b, whose product is annotated as homeobox A10b. The record is from RefSeq and is a predicted model, not a curated record. The coding region runs from base 702 to 1760 and encodes 352 amino acids. Gene Ontology annotation, cellular component: nucleus. The transcript has 2 exons. Gene Ontology annotation, molecular function: DNA-binding transcription factor activity, RNA polymerase II-specific; RNA polymerase II cis-regulatory region sequence-specific DNA binding. Gene Ontology annotation, biological process: regulation of transcription by RNA polymerase II. NCBI's taxonomy places the organism in Eukaryota, Metazoa, Chordata, Actinopteri, Cyprinodontiformes, Fundulidae.
UGCCUGUAUUAAAUCUGCAUCACAUAAAUGUGCCUCCAGGGUAUAGUUUCUGGCGGCUGUACAUCCAGUGUGUAGUAAAAGUUGUGGGCUAUUGACACCAUCAUGGCAUCUGCACCCACAAUGUUACAGUUAAACUUUAUACCACAACUGGCUUUGCUUUUGGGUAUUUGCAGCGGGGCGACCGGAUGAAACGCAGCGCAGGCCUGGAAGAUUUAAAAGUGAAGUCCAACAAUGAUGUUCAGAGCUGCAGGCUACAAAAGCGAAGAGGUCCUCCUCGGCAGGAUCAUUUUUGGAGCUUUCCUUCACUCUUACUUCCUACAGGCACCUCUCCAACCCCUCAUUUUUACAGUGCUGUAAAAGAGGCUGUAAAACCAUGCAUUGUGCGCAGUUAUUGGGGACAGCUUUCAGCAAACCGACCAGUUAAACUGGGGCUGCUGGCUACUUGGGAGCAUCGCAGCUCUCGGUCAUUACUUGUGAAUAAAUUCCUUACUUUAAAAAAAAAAAAAAAAACCUGCAACUAGGAUGCAGCACCUUCCUCUCAGAAUUUUCUCUUUACUUGGACUAAAACAAAAUAUACGACGCAUUAGAGCAGGCUGCUCGGUCUGGGAGGAGUCUGCAGUCGGCUGGUGUUUUAAUUGGCUGCAGACUUCAGUGAGAAGCGUGAGUAUCAGUAAUUAUCCAGCAAUGUUUUUGCACAAGAAAUGUCAGCCAGAGAGGGCCAUCUUCAUCCGCCGCCAAAUAGCAGCGCGACGAUGUCAUGUCCCAACAACCAGGCUGGAAACUCGUUCUUCGUGGACUCUUUAAUCAACGUGAGAGCCGACGGCGCUCCGUAUUACCAGAGUAGCAGUCUCUAUUUGCCGCCGGCCGCGGAAUAUUCAUACGGACUGUCCGGCGGCUCGUGUUUCCCGGCCGUCGGCAAGCGCGGUGAGCCGACGACGCAAAGCAUGAUCCCGUCCUCGGUUCCGUACGUUCAGGGCAUGGAGACGUGGCUGGAAACGUCCAGGUCCUGCCGGGUGGAUCAGCCCUGCGGCGGCCAGCAUUUGGCUCAGUGUUCGUUCUCGCCGAGCAUAAAGGAGGAGAGCGCCUGCUGCCUUUAUGAGUCAGACAAACUGCCCAAAGGAGCGACGGCGGAUGACAUAUCCUACUCUAGCGCGUCCUGCCCCGUCGCCCCCGGCAGCACCGUGCCAGUCCCGGGCUACUUCCGCCUGUCCCAGACCUACGCGUCCUCCAGGCUGUAUCAUGAUGUUCAGCCGGACAUGAAUCACUUCAGUCUGCCGCGACCCGGCCGCUUUGAAGGCCAGCCCUCCCAGCUGCCGUCCGCCUCUGCGGAGCCAGAGCGCGCCAAGACCGACGAGGAGGCGCCCGUCUCUGCGCCGUGCGCCCCGGCCAGGGAGGAGGAGGACAGCCGGCUCUCCUCGGAGAGCUCUUCCUCUACGGAGCCCGCUGAGACGUGCGGCGCGGAGUGUCCAGACAAGUCCGUAAAAGGUGACGGGAAGAUGGAGAGCACGGCCAACUGGCUGACAGCAAAGAGCGGCAGGAAGAAGCGCUGCCCCUACACCAAGCACCAGACUCUGGAGCUGGAGAAGGAGUUCCUCUUCAACAUGUACUUGACUCGGGAGCGUCGCCUGGAGAUCAGCCGCAGCGUGCACCUCACCGACAGGCAAGUCAAAAUCUGGUUCCAGAACCGGAGGAUGAAACUGAAAAAGAUGAGCCGCGAGAACAGGAUCCGGGAGCUCUCCAGCAACUUUGGGUUUUCGUGAGACUUUGAUGGGAAACGCCCUCCUCCUCUUCUUCCACCUCCUCCUCCUCCUCUCCUCCUCCUCCUUCUCCUUCUCCUCCACCCAAACUGUGAGCGCGCCCUUGGAGAAACGGGACCCAACUGCUAACUUAUUGAUCAGAGCUGUUCUUGUCGUGGAUUUGUAUUUAUACAUGGUCACAUUUGAUCCAUCCCUGUACACACUGUGCGCUCAAAUGUGAGCGAUCCAUUGGAUUCUGCAUGCUGGACUGACCACUGGCUCAUCUGUGUUACGGUUACAUGUAGGCCUUAAUGUGAUGGCUGAAAAAAAAAAACCCUGACAAACAAUAGGUCUGGUGAAUAUUCGCACAUUUAGCUGCUCAGAUAAAUAAAAACAAUGUAGCCCGCAGACGUCUGAUUUCGCUCACAA